Molecule: messenger RNA, 2552 nt
Organism: Electrophorus electricus (electric eel)
Lineage: Eukaryota; Metazoa; Chordata; Actinopteri; Gymnotiformes; Gymnotidae
Gene: mapkapk3
Product: MAPK activated protein kinase 3
Biological process (GO): protein phosphorylation
Molecular function (GO): ATP binding; protein kinase activity
Source: RefSeq, a predicted model, not a curated record
GUCCAGUGAUCGCUUGAGAGCGAGCGAAAGGGAAGGACGUUGGAAAAAGAUGACAUUGACGGGAAAUACACAUAGCUGUCUAGUUUCUUUAAAAAAAUUCCGUGACUUUGUCAGUGAAGUUUUGUAAGUGAUUAGUAAAGACAGACCUAAAAAUCACAUUGCGCUUAAUUUUAAUUAAAGUAUUUUUUCGGUAGGGGGAUGUUCAUUCAGUGCGAACUUUGAGGAUAUACUGUCAUUGCGUCUAGAGAGCGUGGGCGGGGAAACUGAACAUAAUAGUUUUGUCAGUUUAACUGUGCAGUGUUUUUUUUGUGGUUAAUUUGGGAAAGUUGACAUAAAUCACCACUCAGAUAGUAACCGGACUUAUUUGCGCACUUUGGCGCGUCCUGUCCCCACGCUGAAGUUCGAGCUGAGUAUAAGGCGGAAUAUGCUCCACAAUGGCACGACCGAGGAGGAGAAACAGGAGGCGCAAAAGCAGACCGGCGAAAGCCACGCGUCCACGGCGGACACCGGCACCGGCGGCGCCGCGCACUCUCCCGGGCCAGCCUUUCCCAAACUAGACCUAAAACGCAACGCGGUGACGGACGACUACAAGAUCUCCAGCCAGGUGCUGGGGUUGGGAAUCAACGGCAAAGUCUUGGAAUGUUUCGACAAGAAGACGGGAGAGAAGUGCGCGCUGAAGAUCCUGUAUGACCACCCAAAGUCUCGGCGGGAGUUGGAGCUCCACAGUCGUGUGUCUGGCGGGCCGUACAUCGUACGCAUCCUCAACCUCUACGAGAACAUGCACCAUGGCAAAAAAUGUCUGCUCAUCAUCAUGGAAUGUAUGGAAGGGGGAGAACUCUUUAGUAGGAUUCAAGCCAGAGGAGACCAGGCCUUUACUGAAAGAGAGGGCUCUGAGAUCAUGCGAGACAUCGGCACGGCCAUUCAGUACCUGCACAAUAUGAACAUUGCUCACAGAGACAUCAAGCCAGAGAACCUGCUCUACACCUCUAAAGAUUCCAACGCCAUCCUCAAACUGACAGACUUUGGUUUUGCCAAAGAAACGUCAUUGCACAACCCGCUGCAGACACCAUGCUACACUCCGUACUACGUGGGUACGUGGACCCGCUGUUCUGAGGUCAGCUCCCCUGAGGUUCUGGGCCCUGAAAAAUAUGACAAGUCAUGUGACAUGUGGUCACUGGGUGUGAUCAUGUACAUCCUGUUGUGUGGCUUCCCACCCUUUUACUCCAAUACGGGACAGGCCAUCUCCCCCGGCAUGAAGCGCCGUAUCCGCAUGGGCCAGUACGAGUUCCCCAACCCAGAGUGGGCAGACGUAUCAGAAGAGGCCAAACAGCUGAUCAACCAGCUGCUUAAGACCGACCCCAGUGAGAGGAUGACAAUCGCACAGUUCAUGAACCACCCCUGGAUCAACCAGUCAAUGGCAGUCCCUCCAACGCCACUGCACACUACGCGGGUCCUCACUGAAGACCGGGAAAUGUGGGACGAAGUGAAAGAGGAGAUGACCAGUGCUCUCGCUACCAUGCGUGUGGACUAUGACCAGGUGAAGAUCAAGGACCUGGACACGUCCAGCAACCCCCUGCUCAACAAGAGAAGGCGGAAGGCCGCUGCUGCCAGCGGAAAGAGCGCCGUCUGCAACAGCCAAUGACAGAUGAGCGAGGGAGUGGACAGCCAAUGAGAGAUGAGCGAGGGAGUGGACAGCCAAUGAGAGAUGAGGGAGGGAGUGGACAGCCAAUGAGAGAUGAGGGAGGGAGUGGACAGCCAAUGACAGAUGAGCGAGGGAGUGGACAGCCAAUGAGAGAUGAUGGAGGGAGUGGACAGCCAAUGACAGAUGAGCGAGGGAGUGGACAGCCAAUGACAGAUGAGCGAGGGAGUGGACAGCCAAUGAGAGAUGAGGGAGGGAGUGGACAGCCAAUGAGAGAUGAGGGAGGGUGUGGACAGAGACGCUGCGUCUGAGGAGAGAGCAGACUGGUGGUCAUUGAAGGAAGAAGAAAUGGUUGAAGAGGAAGAGGAAGAGUGAGUGGGUUGAGCAACAGAUGCGUGCAUGAGUGGACAAUAAAAGUAGAAGGGAUGUGUCAGCAUGAAAGAAGAAGUGAGCAUGAACGUUUGACUGGAGAGAAAAUUACUCUGUGAGCACAGAGUCACAGGGGAUCCUCCACACACCGUCUCAGCGUAGCCAGAGCGUCACACACAUUAGCACUGUAUUCCUUUAGGGGGUGGGGGGGGCAUUGGUUGGUAGUGGUGGUCUUUUCGCUCUGUCCCUCCACAGAAUGUGUCUGCGUUUGUUUACUUCUUUUAAUGGAAACACAGACUCUGAAAAAAUGUGACAUGAAUUUUUCCGCACAGUUUAGUUUCGGUGUUCUUCAAAAGUUGUAACAUGUUUCUGAAUAUGAUUCAUGUUUUAUGAAUCACAAAUAACAAACCAGUGGCUUCACAUUUGUUGACACAUAAUGGUUUUUUAAAUACUUUCAUGCUCUUGUUCCCAGAAAUACUGAAAUACAACAUUGUUCUAAGUGUGUUGAUCUGAAUAAAAUGUUGAAUUCAGAUUAGGAGGAAAA